AUGAGCAAGUAUUAAAAUGUAUUUAAGCCAUUGUUUAUUGAAACCUUUGAGUACAAUUAUAUUGAUGGUAAGACAGAAAAGUCAUUUACAAUUAAAAAAAAACUUGAAUCUAAAAAUGGAAAAGGAAAGAUGUAAUAAAGUGAACCUCUUGCUUAAUUUAAUGUAUUUAUGAUUUUUAAUUAAAAUAAAGAAUGAAACAAUCAAAUAAAGUAAUCAUAGAGCUUAAACCAGUAGAUGGUUAAGAUAAUCUUCUUUUGCAAAAAAUUCAACUAUUAAUUCCAACACUCCUUAAAAUAAUGUUAUUAGAAAAAUAGAAAGCAGAAUGGAAGAUGAAGUAUUAAUAUCAAACAGUAGAAAUACUUCUGAAAAAAAAAAUAUUAAUAUGCCAAAAUUAAAUUAUGUUGACUUUAAUGUACAUAUUUUAUAAAACAAUAGUAAAAUAGAUUUCUGUAAUGAAUGGAGAAGGGAGUAAUUCAUUUUAUAAAGCUUUAAAGUUAAUAAAUAAAGAUAACUUAUUAAUGAGAAAGAAAAAGAAGUCUGUUUAUAACUCUAAAACAGUUUCAACUUAAGAAAAUGAAAUAACUUAAUUUGAAUAAUUAGAGAAUCAACACCCUAAAGAUAUGAUGGAAAAAAUAGGAAAAAUGUUAGCUAUUAAUUAGAGAUAUUCUCCUAUUAGAAAAUAAAGUAGAGUUAGAGAAGCUUUUACUAGAAAUUUAAAAUUUUUAGAUCAAUCAUUUUAAGAAUCUACAUCACCAGAUUAAAAAUUAAAAUCCGUCAUUUAAAUUUAUUUUGAUAAAAAAAAAGCUUAUCAAGAAGAAUAAAAUAAAUAAUAAGAAAUAACUUUUACAAAACUUUCAUAAUAAACUAAAUCAUGUAAUAAUAAUAAUAAGAUGAGAUUAUCAACUACAUUCUUAAAAUAAUUUAUUCAUUAAGUAGAAGAUGAAUAAAAAUAAUCAAAAUAAGUUAAAUCCUUAAAUAGUUUUUAAUAAUCAAUAAAAUAUUCUUAAACAAGAGAUAAAACAAAAAAAAAAUAAAAUGCUAUUUUCAGCAUUCAAGUCAGAUCUUUAUUUAAGAAAAUGUUCAAUUAAAUUGUAAACUGUGUUAGAAAAAUGAAAUUAAUGAAAUUAACCAUAACAGAAUUAUUUUAAAAUGGAGUAAUUUAAAAAAAGGCAUAUGAAAGAGAAGGAUCAUUCUAAUUUUUUGAAGGUAUAGAAGAUAAUAAUCAAUAAUUAAUCAAUUUUAUGCUUUUAAAAUGUAGAUACUAUGCAUUUGAUAUAAAUGAAGAAGGAAAGACUCCUUUACAUUUAAGUUCAAAAAAAGGAUUUUCAUUAAUAACUGAAAGAUUACUCUAAUAUGGUUCUUAUGUUGAUUCUUUAGAUUAAGAUGGCAAAACUCCUUUAUAUUAUGCUAUUUAAUCUGAGUAAAAGCAUAUUGUUUUUCUUUUAUUAUAUUAUAAAGCCAACCCAUGGUCUAUCAAUAAUUGUAAAUAUCAAUGCAAAAAUUAAGAUAUCAUGCAUCUAAUAAAAUUAUCAAGAAAAGUAAAUUUUAUAUUAAUUUUUUUAGAUACAUUUAAUAUUAAUGUUAACAAGACAUUGUGAUAGAGAAAAAAAAUGGUAAGAAUCCAGGAAAAAUUUACUGUUAUGA
This is a messenger RNA of Paramecium sonneborni, 1644 nucleotides long. The record is from the annotation of a GenBank genome assembly. NCBI's taxonomy places the organism in Eukaryota, Ciliophora, Oligohymenophorea, Peniculida, Parameciidae.